AAACAUCUAAUUAAAGUUUUUGGUCUUUCUGGCUAAAGCUUUGAGUUGUUUGGAUUGAUUUCAAACAAUUCAAAAGCUUUUGGUCUUUGCUCAUCAGACAUACAAUGGCAGCAAAACAGACCAUGAUUUUUGCCCUUGAUGACACUGACCACAGCUUUUACGCCUUAGAAUGGACACUUGAUCAUUUCUUUGGCUCAACUUCUAGUCUCUUUAAGCUCGUCAUUGUUCACGUUAAAACCACUCCAACUUCUGUUGUAGGUCUUGCUGGCCCAGGAACAAGUGACGUGCUCAUGCUGGUAGAAACAGAUAUUAAAAAGACAGCUCAGAGAGUUUGUGAGAAGGCAAAACAAUUAUGCGAAGCUAAAGGGGUGAAUGAUGCAGAAUUUGAUGUUGUUGAAGGAGAUGCUAGAAAUGUGUUGUGUGAAGUUGUUGACAAGCACCAUGCCGCUGUCUUGGUCAUGGGAAGCCAUGGUUAUGGAGCAUUCAAAAGGGCUGUUUUGGGCAGCGUAAGUGACUACUGUUCUCACCAUGCUCGUUGCUCCGUGAUGAUUGUCAAGAAGCCAAAGGCAAAGAAUUGAGAAGAUGGGCAGUCAGAGUAAAAACGAUAUAGCUAAACCUCGGGGUACAGUCAAAGGAAUCAGAGUCCAUGAAAUCGGUGAUCUGCUCAAUGGGACAUUGAAAACCGAAGGAGUGUUGAAGAGCGAAGAGACUCCGAGCCCGAGGGCAAGAUACUCAGCCCAAAUUUGAAGGAUCUGCUACAAGCUAGGUUACAUACUGCCAAUCACGCCGUCAUUUGCGCUGACACCCGUACGGGAUCUCUGACAUCCGUACGUUGUGCUGUUUUAUGAUUUUUAAGGUUUUGCUUAAAAGGCCCUUUUAAGGUUGUUAAGGGACCUAUCUAUUUUUUAAUAUAAAUAGGGGUGAACCCCCCUCAUUUUUAGGUUAGCUUUUGGAGAGAUACAAUAGAUACACUUUGUAAUAGUCUAGAUCUUAGCUUAAGCUUUCUGGAUUUGGCUCGGUAUAGAAGCUGUACAUCCCGAACCGAACCAAACUAACUGUGACAGAUAAUUUAUCGCUUGAAGCUAUUUUUCUCUUUUUUCUCA
Molecule: messenger RNA, 1103 nt
Organism: Lycium ferocissimum
Lineage: Eukaryota; Viridiplantae; Streptophyta; Magnoliopsida; Solanales; Solanaceae
Product: universal stress protein A-like protein
Exons: 4
Coding region: 105-578 (157 amino acids)
Source: RefSeq, a predicted model, not a curated record